Labrus mixtus (cuckoo wrasse) is the source of this 11714-nucleotide messenger RNA. RefSeq names its product ash1 (absent, small, or homeotic)-like (Drosophila) (gene ash1l). Lineage: Eukaryota; Metazoa; Chordata; Actinopteri; Labriformes; Labridae. Bases 435 to 9305 code for a protein of 2956 amino acids. Gene Ontology annotation, molecular function: chromatin binding; protein binding; histone methyltransferase activity. The record is from RefSeq and is a predicted model, not a curated record. The transcript is spliced from 27 exons. Gene Ontology annotation, cellular component: nucleus.
UGACACAGUAGCGAUACGGGGCUGAGCAGACAUGGAGGCCCGAUUAACGAGAGAGGCCCGUGCUGACACAUCCAGGCCCAGCUAACGGUGUGUCGGGAAGGAUUUCGGAGCAUCUCGGGAGAUAUUACGGAUACCACUCGCUUGCUUGGAAGAUAAAAAACAAUGUGGCCACCACGUUGAUACUCACGAAGGGAGGACACGGCGGAAUAAUGUGAUCACCGUUUCUGGACAAUCACAGAGUUGAAGGACGGAGAAAGAGGGCUGGACUGCCGAGGAAGGGAGAGAAGCCAUCCCCAGUCAAGGAGAGCUUCACCCUAACUGUUAUCCCCCUUCCCCUUUCCCCCCCUUCUCCCCAACCCAUCCCCUUACAAAAACUCUGCCUGUUAACCACAACAUCCCCUACCCAGUAAACCUGCUCACCCCCUAAAUUCCUGAUGGAUACCAAGAUCCAAGGAGGGACUGCAACUCCACCCCCUCUUCUCUCAGGUGCCCAAACAGGGGAGAGAGAGAAGGAGGGAGGUGGGGGAAAGAAAGAAGAUGAGGAGGAGAAGAAGAGGGACAGAGAAAAGGAGGGAGCGACCGCAGUCUCUGCAGGUGCAGGAGCUAGUGGGCCAGGAGGUGCAGGUAGUGACCAGUCCCAUUUCUCCAUCAAAGAGAGCAGCCUGUCCGAGGGCAAUGUAAAGCUUAAGAUUGGCCUUCAAGCAAAACGCAUGAAGAAGCCCCCAAAGAUCUUGGAGAAUUACGUGUGCCGACCAAACUUCAAGGCCACCGUGAGGCAUACGGGGCGCGGAGGAGGCGGUUCUCGUGGAAACCGUGCAGGAGCGUCAGGGGACGGGCCGGGCAGUCAAAGCCAGAGUGCAAUACAGAGCAGGGAAAAAGAGAAGGAGAAGAGUGCAAGUGUCAGCAAACCAGCCCCAUCAUCUUCAUCAUCAACCCCCUCUGCUAAAGCUCCAACUCCACCCCCUCCUGCUCCCACUCCAACCAGCACUACAACCACAUCACAAGUGAAUGGGAACGUUCCAGCAAAAAAGGGUCCACCAAAGACGGAUAGCAAGUCUGACGCAAAGCCAGACACAAAAGCAUCCACAAACACAUCUGAGAGGCCCCUAAACCUUCACCGCCCUCCACCAGACAGCAAAUCACAUUCUUCUGGGAAGAAAACAUCAGCUUCACAACCCAACCCCCGGACAACUUCCCCACCACUACCUGUGUCACAGGAACCCAGCUUUGAUGGUGUGAAACCUCCUCAAUACACCUUCAGCACUGAUAGUCAGAGAGACAAGGACAAAGGUGUUCAAAAUUGGGGAGCACCCACAGUCACUGAGAAAUUAGCUCAACUCAUAGCAACAUGUCCACCAUCAAAGACCCCCAAGCCAGCCAAAUCUGGAAAGAUGGACUCAACUCCUCCUAUCCCAAGCUCUGGUUUUAUGGCCCCCACAGCCAAGCAACGAGACAGGGCUAUGGCCAAUAGAAACACAUAUUCGAGAAUGGUACACCUUUCUCCUCCACCUCCUGUUUCGCGACCACCCGGUCGGCCCUAUGGUUCUAGGAACAAAGACAGUGUUAUGGAAAAUUCACCAACUCUGACACCGCUGAGAAAGGAGGAAACAGAAGGGUCAGGGAAAGCUAGUAGUAGCAGCAGCACUAACAACUUAAACAACAGCAACAGCAGUAGUCGCAGCAGCAGCCCCGCACUCGCCUUUGGCAACAACCGCCUUUCAGCCAUGUCAAAGGACAGCAGCAGUGACAACAGCAACAGUGGCAUUUCAAAGACACAGUCACGUACAGCUCACUGCCCACCCCAUACCUCAUCUUCACCGCUAUGUCCCAUUUUGUCCUCUUCCACCGCCUCAGCUGAGCAGAGGACGGCGAGUGCAUUGAGUCACCUGGGCUCCCCUGUUCCCUCACAAGGGCAUCACGCACGAGAGAGUCCACCUUUGGCAGAGGAAAGCAGCGCAAGUGAGGUGGAGCAGGACAGAGACAGCCCCCGAGACUUAACCAAGUCCCCCCCUCCAACAGGAUCAGGAAAGUCUGAAGGAAAAGACAAGGGGGCCAGUAACCAGUCACUGCGAGGAGAAAGGGGGAAGAGCUCUAGUCCGAGUAAGCGCAGUCCCAAUCUGGAUGGAAGUCGUCCUGGUCGGAAUAGCAGUUCCCCUGAAUCUGUAAGACAAAGAGCGUCUUCACCGGAGCUAGAUGGUGAAGAGGGCCCACAAACGCCUCUAAGAGAUGAUUCUCCUGAUUCCUCUGUAGACUCUCCGGAAGAGCAGGACAGCAAACCCCUUAAAAAACGUAGGGGUAGGAAACCCCGCUGGUCCCGUUUCAUGAACAGGGCACAGAGUCAAAGAACAGAUCAACACAAUCCCUUCGAGCAGAGCAAUACCAUAUUGCCUUUAUCUUCAAGCUUAGAAGUCCAGUCGCCGCCAGUGAAACGACCUGUGGGCAGGCCUCCAAAUCCAAAUAAGGUCAAACUAAAUCCUGUGCCACAAAGUACAGCGUCACAGCUCUUUCCACCCCAGCCUAGGAAACGGGGAAGGCCAAAGUCUAAAAUGCCAACACUUGACGCGCCAGCCCGUGGGUGCCUCCCUAACAAGCUUGCUCCCUCAAGGGUCUUUUCAUCUUUGCUGAAGUCCAAAGAAGAACAGGACCCACCCGUUCUUCACCCAGAGGUGGACCUCAACCCCCCUAAACCAAUGCCUAGAAAGCGUGGACGCCCGAAGCGCCUUCCUCCUACCUUGCCCCAGGAGGGUCAGCCUCCCACGUUAGCUCCUGAGGCGGGGGACAUGGGAGAUAAACGAUUCCGCAACAAAGGAAACGGGCAGCUCAUCAUGAAAACUAUAAUAGGCAAGAUCAACAAGAUGAAGAGUGUAAAACGGAAGCGCAUUCUCAGUCAAAUAUUGUUAGGCCCAAGAACAGAGGAACCCCCUAAAAGUGUCACCAGCGGGGUCGUUGGCUCUGCAGAAGCUGCGACCCAGUCAUUAUCAUCCCUGGCUGCUUCUUUUGGGGGAAAACUAGGGCCACAAAUUAACGUCAGUAAAAAGGGCACAAUAUAUAUGGGGAAAAGGAGGGGCCGUAAACCAAAAUUGUCGAAUGCUUCAACCCCACCACCAGACCCCUUCUUAUCCCCAAACGCCACUUCCCCCCUCCAUCACCAUCAUUUACAGUCCCAGCAUCAUCAGCACCAGCUCUCCUCUUCAGAGGUCUUUCCCUCCCCCUCCCUCUCACAGUCAAGUGGAGGCCACAGUCCCAUCAGCGAUGCCAGCUUUGUGGAGCCCGGCUCUGUGCACUUUGCAGGUCACUCUCACUAUUCUAACCCCCAUCAUGGCCACAGCACGUUCUCCUUUCCUCCCCCAACCUUCUCAGCCCCUAAUCCACGCAACCAAGGGCUGAGCUCAUCAUCUAUGGCUUCAGCAGCUUCCCAGAAAAAGUCAUCUUGCCGUGGAUAUCAUCAUCAUCACCACCAUUACAGGCAGCACUACCAUUAUCAUAAGCUUUCCCCUCCCAGGCCGCUCCAUCCCACCUCCCCUGCCCCCCUCAGCGAGCUAAAAGAAGCCACUCCGUCACCAGUCAGUGAGUCACACAGUGAGGAGACGGUGCCAAGCGACAGUGGAAUAGGAACGGACAACAACAGCACCUCUGAUCGGGGCGAGAAAGCAGGAGGGGCAGGUGGAUUAGGUGGAAUCGGGAUGCCACAUGGAGUGGGCAGUGGAUUAUUAAUGCCAGGGGUCAUGGGUUCAACCAUGGGCCCGGGGGUGGGCCUCAAUUCCAGAGGCAGGCGGCGACACUCGGCUGUGCUCAUGGAACAUCCCUCUCCCUCUCCGUCACCUCACGGGGUAAGGUCGUCCCCUGAUCCCCGGAGACCUCACCCAGCAGCCCCCUCCUCCUCCUUAACAGGACACAAGGAGAAACAUAAGCACAAGUGUAAACGUCGCAGCCACGGGUGCCCCGGCUACGACAAACUAAAGAGACAGAAAAGAAAACGUAAGAAGAAGUACUUGCAGCUGCGUUCUCGACGGCUUGACCCAGACUUCCUCGCAGAGCUGGAUGAGAUUGUUGUGAGACUGAGUGAAAUACGGAUAGCACACCGAACCAUCGGACACCGGCUCAGUGGUGGAAUAGGCAUGGCGGCAGGAACAAGUAGAGGGCCGGGGGUCGGGAGCAGGGCCAGUGGUGGUCUAGGAGGCGCAGGUGGACCUCCUCCACAUCAUUAUUUACACAGGGACCUCCUUCCUACCAUCUUCAGGGUUAACUUUGGCAGCUUCUACUCGCAUCCUGCAUACUCCUGUGACCCCUUGCACUAUGUUCGUAAACCAGACAUGAAGAAGAAACGUGGGAGGCCUCCCAAACUGAGGGACUCUAUGUCAGAGGUUCCCUUUGUACCUGGGCUUGGAUUUCCUCUCUCAAGCGGAGGUUUCUACCACCCAUCCUACAGCGUUCCCUACUCCUCUGGGCCCCUGGGGUUGGGCUAUUACAGAGGCUUUCCCCCAGCAAGCGCUAUGUAUCCCCACCCACACCACCAGGCUCCUCAUACAGCCCCUUCCCACCACUCUCACCACUCGCCCUCUUUCCCCCCUCCUCCCCCAACAUCCUACAUGCAUCAUCAUCACCCCUCACAUCUCCUGCUGAACCCUUCCAAAUUUCACAAGAAAAAACACAAGCUGCUCAGGCAGGAGUACCUAGGAGGAGGAAGGUCUCCUGUCCUGUUCCCGCCAAUGUCCUCUGAGCUGUCCUUCAAUUGGCACCACAAACACAAACACAGACACAAACACAGAGAGCGUUGCGCCCAGGAGGACAGGGAGGAAACGGCAAGAGGAGGAUCAGGGAGCCGGGCUGGAGCAGGGAUUCCUGAAAGUGGAGCAACAGGGAAAGGAGAGAGAGUUGGCAGUUUAGGAAUGGCAGAAUCUUUACAGCGAUGCCGCUUUGGACGAGACAACUCCAGCCCCAGUGCCAGCAAGCAACCUGCUACAACUUCUGCCAACUCCCCUUCUUCUUCCUCGUCCUCAUCUGCAGAAAGGUACAAGCGCAAAGAAAGCUCCAUGUCCUGCCUAGGCCCCUCCAGACUCGCACUGGGCAGCAGCUCCAAAGGCCACCACCCAGUAGAGUCGUGGUUCAGGAUGGGCGGCUCUAAAGCAGACUACUCUAAACUUUCACGGGGUCAUGUUGCACCAGGCCAGGGUCCCUUCUCAGAUGGAAGGGCUGAAGACCCAGCAGGUUGCUCAGACAGCGAGGACGAGGAGCCCCUCACACCAACGGACGAUGUCGAGCCUGGAGCGCAUGAUUCUCCCAAUCUUACAAAUCUCUUUGCCUCUGCUCUAACCCGCACUACGCCGAAGGGGGGCAGGGGCAGAAAGACCGAGGUGGUUGCAGAGAGUUCCAGCUUCUCCCGCAUAGACCGGCCAAUGAGGAAGGACCGCUCAACAUCAGCAGAAAGGAGAGAGUUAGGGCCCUCAGGUAUCCAGACAAGAGGUGUUGCACUCUCAACCCCUGAAGGGCCUGAAGGGUCUCUGCAUCAUCGGCAGCAGCACCAUCACCAACCUUCCCUGUUUCACUCCCACAACUCUGCCUCCUCCUGCCUCUCCCCUUCACAGGACUAUUGCCUGGAUGCCUCCCUGUCUCACCACUCCCAUCGGGCACAGCCUUCCAAACACAGCCUGCACCACGUCAACAAAAUCCUGCGUGCCAAAAAGCUGCAGAGGCAGGCUCGCACAGGAAACAACAUGGUGAAAAAGAGGGGCCCGGGACGUCCCAGGAAACAUCCGUUACCCUCCCCGCCGCCAUCCCCACCCCCAGUGCCUGAGUUGAAUCAGAACCGGCACAAAGACAGAGUGGGAGAGCAGCCAGCAGGGGGCAGAGGGUGGGAGGGGGACACUGUGACUGAUGCUAUAGAGGCGGUGGUCCAGGGACAGCGUAAAAAAGGUCAGAAGAGGAAGCACUGGGAGAAUGAUGGGGAAGAAGAAGAAGAGGAGGAAGAGGAGGAAGAGGACGGGGAAGUAGUAGAGCCUGAGGAGAGACUGCCGGACAGGGAGGAGAUCCUGGGCAGCCAGGUGGCAAGGUCCAAAACAGGGACAGGAAUCAGCUGGCUUACCCCGGACGAGCUCCAGCAAUUUCAUGGGUCAACGGAAAGCAAGCCAGAUGCCCCCUGUUCCCCUGAACUUCCAGUCACCGCCUCCAGGGAAGAAGCUCCACCUAUGCCCAUAACCACCCAACGGGAGAAGAGACCAGCCAGACCCCCAAAGAAGAAGUUUCAGAAAGCAGGACUUUACUCCGAUGUGUACAAGACUGAAGACCCCCGGAGUCAGCUUCUGCAGCUAAAGAAAGAGAAGCUUGAAUACAUACCAGGGGAGCACGAGCAUGGAUUGUUUCCAGCUCCUAUACAUGUCGGGAAGUACCUGAGACAGAAGCGCAUUGACUUCCAGUUGCCUUACGACAUCUUAUGGCUGUGGAAACACGAUCAGCUUUACAAGAGGCCUGAUGUCCCUCUUUAUAAAAAGAUCAGAUCGAAUGUCUAUGUGGAUGUAAAGCCCCUCUCUGGUUAUGAAACAACUACAUGCAGCUGUAGACCUCGUGAGGACCAGACUGAAAAAGGCUGCCUGGAUGAUUGCCUGAAUAGGAUGAGUUUUGCGGAGUGCUCUCCCAGCACCUGCCCAUGUUCUGAUCUGUGUGACAACCAGCACAUCCAGAGACAUGAGUGGGUCCAGUGUCUGGAGCGUUUCCGUGCUGAGGGCAAGGGCUGGGGUAUCCGCACCAAAGAAUCACUUCGCUCUGGACAAUUCAUCAUUGAGUACCUGGGAGAGGUGGUCAGCGAACAGGAGUUUAGGAGUCGUAUGAUGGAGCAGUACUUCUCCCACAGUGGCCAGUACUGUCUGAACCUGGAUAGCGGCAUGGUGAUUGACAGCUACCGAAUGGGCAAUGAGGCACGCUUCAUAAACCACAGCUGCGAGCCCAACUGUGAGAUGCAGAAGUGGUCUGUGAAUGGCGUGUACAGAAUCGGUCUCUUUGCUCUCAAGGAAAUCAGCAGCGGCACCGAGCUCACCUACGACUACAACUUCCAUUCCUUCAACACAGAAGAGCAGCAAGUGUGUAAGUGUGGCUCCGAGAGCUGCAGGGGAAUCAUCGGAGGGAAGAGCCAGCGUAUUAACGGCCUGCCUCCGAAGACGGGAGGGACUCGGCGGCUGGGUCGACUAAAGGAGAAGAGGAAGUCGAAACACCAACUCAAGAAACGAGAGGAAGAGUCGAGUGACAGCAACAAGUUUUACCCUCAUCUCAUGAAGCCCAUGUCCAACAGGGAGAGGAACUUUGUGCUGAAGCACCGAGUGUUUCUCCUGAGGAACUGGGAGAAGAUGAGGGAGAAACAGGAGCUGCUGAAGAGAGAGGGCGAGCGAGAGCGGGACGCCAGCAGCCUCUCCAUAUACACACGCUGGGGAGGAGUCAUCCGAGACGACGGCAACAUUAAGUCAGACGUGUUCCUGACACAGUUCUCGGCCCUGCAGACGUCCCGGUCAGUUCGCACACGGAGACUCGCCGCUGCUGAGGAAAACACAGAAGUCACACGCACUGCUCGGCUCGCACACAUCUUCAAGGAGAUUUGUGACAUGAUCACCAGCUACAAGGAUUCGGCUGGACAGACACUUGCUGCUCCACUGGUGAACCUCCCGUCAAGGAAGAGAAACAGCCAGUACUAUGAGAAGGUGUCCGACCCUCUGGACCUGAGCACCAUCGAGAAGCAAAUCCUCACCGGCCACUACAAGACUGUUGAAGCGUUCGACGCUGACAUGCUCAAAGUAUUUCGCAAUGCUGAGAAAUAUUAUGGCAGGAAGUCAUCAGUAGGCAGGGACGUGUGUCGGCUGCGGAAAGCCUACUACAGUGCUCGUCACGAAGCUGCAGUCCAGAUUGAUGAGAUCGUUGGUGAAACAGCCAGCGAGGCCGACAGCUCGGACUCGCUGGACCGGGACCACGGCCACCACCACCACGGAGCAGGAGGGCCUGGCUCCCAUGACAAAGACGACGAUGUCAUCCGUUGCAUCUGUGGAAUGUACAAGGAUGAAGGCCUGAUGAUCCAGUGUGAAAAGUGCAUGGUGUGGCAGCACUUUGACUGCAUGCGGCUGGAGACAGAAGUAGAGCACUACCUGUGUGAGCAGUGUGACCCUCGGCCCGUCGACACGGAAGUUCCCAUGAUCCCCCAGCCUAGCUACGCCCAGGCUGGCUCCAUCUACUACAUCUGCCUACUCAGAGAUGAACUGCUGCUACAUCAAGGUGACUGUGUGUAUCUAAUGAGAGACAGCAGACGAUCACCUGAGGGCCAGCCUAUCAGACAGUCGUACCGUCUCUUGUCUCACAUCAACAGAGACAAACUCGACAUCUUCCGAAUUGAGAAACUCUGGAAGAAUGAAAAGGGUGAGAGGUUUGCCUUUGGUCACCACUACUUCCGUCCUCAUGAGACGCAUCACUCUCCAUCACGGCGCUUCUACCAGAAUGAGUUAUUCCGCAUGCCGCUCUACGAGAUCAUCCCGCUGGAGGCAGUGGUGGCAACCUGCUGUGUCCUCGAUCUCUACACUUACUGCAAGGGACGGCCUAAGAACGUAAAGGAGCAGGAUGUAUACAUCUGUGAUUACCGCUUGGACAAGUCAGCUCACCUGUUCUACAAGAUCCACCGUAACCGCUACCCAGUGUGCACCAAGCCAUAUGCCUUCAACCACUUUCCCAAGCGGCUCGCGCCCAAGAGGGACUUCUCGCCUCACUAUGUUCCUGACAACUACAAGAGGAACGGCGGCCGCUCUGCCUGGAAGAGCGAACGACCCAAAGGAGGCUGCGAUGACGACGGCUCUUCCUGCGAACGGGGUGAUGACUUCCCUCCCGAGGGAGAAGACGGGAGAGGAGUGGAGGAUGACAUGGACGGGGCGCCAGAGGAUCCUGAACUUCUGCCUGUCAAGCCCAGAAGAGCGGAACAGGAAGGGGAGGAAGACGAGGAUGAAGACGAGGAGGAGGAUGACGAGGAGGAAGGGCGGGACACUGAGGAGCGAAAGGAGCUGGAGGAGAGUUCAACAGAGAGGAUAGGAGAGAUGCUCGAGCUCCCGUCUUCCUCUGCCUCCUCGCCACUGCACCACCCGGUGCUGGGAAGGAGGGAGGCCCAGAGGGAGCGGCUCAACAAAAUCCUGCUAGAUCUGCUGCACAGAACCCCGGGCAAGAAUGGUGAGGGACCGGGAACAAAGCAGGGGGCCAUAGACGUCACGUAUCUCCUGGAGGAGGGCGCAGGGCGGCGACUACGGCGACGGACGCUGGGAUUCGGGGAUUUCGUGGGCAGAAAAUAACAUCCCUGAGUGCCUGUCAAGCACAUUGCCUUUCUGUUUUAUGAGCGAGGGGCAGAAAGUGGAGAGACAGCAAGAAGGGAAACAAGCAUUGUGGGUUAUCCGACCAUUUAGGACCACAAUGUAUCCCUGGGGGCCUCUUCCAGUUCACCUCUUCCAAGACUAUCAUCUCAACUCUGAGAGGGUGGAGGGGGUUUGGAAGUGCUGACUCCAUGGCAAUUUCAGCUUUUAAGAGUUCUCAAGGAGCACUAGACGAGAGCUGACCCAGACUUUUUGCUUAUUUAAGAAGUAUGAUGCAAAACCUGUUUUUUAAUGAACAUAGGAGAAAUAACCCAUGCACUUAAAUACAUUGAAUAUUAAAGACAUGGGCAGAUGAAUUCCACUAGCAAGCAACAGAAAUUAAACAAGUGGUACUGAAUAGGGACUGGAGGUUUCAGUCAGUAGGGAUGUGAAUGCUGGAGAACUGCUCCCCCUAGUGGGACCUAGCUGCAAUGACAAAAUAUAUAUGAGAUGAGAGAAGAGCUGCACCGAGAGACCGCAGGGGGGGGGGGGUGGGGGGGAUGGCAUAGGAGAAAUGCAAGUUGAGCAGUGUGCUCAGAUGCUGCUCAUUAGAGAGAGAGAGAACGAGGGCGAUGAACUGCACUUUGGUACCAUGGAUAUUGUGACGCUCUGUGUAAUGUAUCUAUAAUGAAAACACACUAACACUCUCAGUAUUGGAUGAUGAUGCAGUCUGAAAAAAAGCAAGUUAAAAAGUCUAUCUUUUCUUUUCCCUGUUAUACUGUAGUAAAUCAUGUAGGAACAGACGAGGACUUUGGGGUGUGUUUGUUUUUUUAGAGUAAAGGGAGGGGAGGGAAGAUAAAGUGUGCGCUUUUGUCAGUCAAAGUGUCUUGUUGAGGUUUUAUUUUGAUUUUUUUUUUUUCUUCUCGUGAGGCAGUCAGCUUCGCCCCUCUUUUUUGAAGUAACUUGAUUCACCAGCUUAACUAAAUCAGGCGUGCAGAGGUGGGGACAGCGGCUUUAACUGUAACGCCUUACACAGCCGCGCUCUCCUGACUGCCUUGUGUGCGAGUGUGUGCUCUCACACUUAUUGUGUGUCUGCCAGAUUUCUUGAAGAUAUACCUUUUUAAAAACAAAAAUCGAAAAAAAAAAUCAAGGGCUCGAUGGCAAUUAACAGUUUUAAGAAAACUAUGGAAAACAAUACUUAACAUGAAAUGUAUCGUGAUGGUCAUAUUUUCUUAUAUUCUGUGAGACGGGUGGGGGGUGUAUACUGUAUAAUGGGAGGGGAAGAUCGCUUUUUUGUCUUAGACUAUGUUCCUUGUUGCCAUGGAGAAUGUUUUAAAAAAGAAUUGUGAUAUUUGAUGAGAUUUCUUGUUAGUUUUUUUUCCCCAAAUGCCUCUGCUUAAAAGGGACAGCCUGCAAUGUCCCAGUGCAGCAAACUGACAGAGAAGAAAAGAGACAAGGAUGUGACACUGACAGAGGGAGAGAAGAAGAACGGGGAGGGGGGUGGGAUUGGGGGGGGGGGCACAGGAAUCUGUACAGUGCCAAGUUAUGUAAAUAUACACACUUUACAUUGAGGAGUGUCUCCAAAAGCAAUAUCUUGAAAAAUGGAUUUUGUUUUUUAUUGUACUGUACAGGACUCAGCCCUAAAUGUAUUAUGAUUAUUAUAAUAAUGAUAAUAUUGUAAUUUCUUCCGUUUGUAUUAUUAUAAUGAAGACACUUAAGCUCGGAGGAAACUGAUUUUUUUAAUGUCUUUAAAAUCUCACCUUAACUGUCCUGAUGACAUAAAAACUUAAGCUGAGUUUUUGGUUGCCUAUAAAUGAAAUUCAUUUAUGAACUGCAUGAGCGAGAAGAAUGUCAAACGGACACAGAAGGCAUCUGGACAUGACAGUGACUCAGCAACGACACCUUUUGUCACUGAAUAUUGUUAAUAAUAUAACUUUUAAAGGAGAAAUGUACUCCUUGUUUUUUGCUGCAAAGUGUUGAACACUAAAAAAACAAACCAACAUAAAAAUGUUAUGAUAUUUUUAAACAGCGAAAGAAGCAGAAUUUAAGCUGUCAGCCCAAUAUCAUGUUAUUAUUUUUGUUUUUUCUUUCAAAUAGGAAAUGGUUCCGUUUUGUGAUAGCAGUCAUUGUAUGAUGCUUGUACUUGUAUUUGUGUGUUUUUGUGUGAUUUGUUUAGUUAUUUUUAGACAAUCACAAAAUAAGAUGCAAGCAUUGUAAAUGGCAGACUGGCGGACGUUUUGUGAUGUGUACAGUUUGUCAAAAAAAAACUUCUUCCACUCGUUUAAAGUUUGUAAUUAUGAUUCUUAAGUCAUGAAAAUGAUGCUGUUGGUUUUUACUUUUUUGUUUUAUAUUUGUUUUUUUUGUUUUUUGUUUGUUUUUUUAAUAAAAAGCACUACAUUAUUGUGAAUACAA